GCGCCGCACCGGGCACCACCUCUGCUGCCUCUCCUCAACUCGAUCCCGCGCCGGCCUAGCUCGUGAAGCUCCGCAAGAUCUCGCGCACGUAUCGAUCGAUCGACCUCCACCGUCUGCAAGCAGCUUGCUGGCUAGAUCCGAUCCAUCGCCAUGGCGUCCACGCGUGCGCGUACCCUCGCCGCGUUGCUCGCGUGCGUGCUGCUCGUCAGGUUCGCCGAGGGCAGCGCGGCGCCCGCCCCAGCCGGCAGCUCCGUCUUCGGGUGCAACCCGGUCACGGACAAGACGUGCCGGCCGGAGGGCCUAGGGGAGGACGGGGCCUCCGGCGUGAAGCUGCCGACCGUGCCGGGCAGCGGCGUCGACGUCGACGGCGACGGCGAAGAAGACGAGCUGCCCUCGUUCGACACCCACCUCAGCAUCCUUGGCCAUGGCCAUUGA
Messenger RNA from Phragmites australis (common reed), 435 nucleotides. RefSeq lists its product as uncharacterized. The coding region runs from base 151 to 435 and encodes 94 amino acids. The record is from RefSeq and is a predicted model, not a curated record. The transcript has a single exon. NCBI's taxonomy places the organism in Eukaryota, Viridiplantae, Streptophyta, Magnoliopsida, Poales, Poaceae.